GCCGCGCUUGCGCGCCGGGGUCAGCCCGUGGUAGUCAUGGCGGCAGCGGUACUCGGGCGGGCGGUGGGUGGUGCGGGGCUACGGCAGAGGCUGCGGCUGCUGCGGCGGGGCUGCGCGGGGCUGGCGGUGGACGACACGGUGAACGGUCUGACCGCGGAGCAGCAGCAGCUUAGACAAACCAUGACAAAGUUCUGUCAUGAGCAUUUGGCUCCAAAGGCCCAACAGAUUGACCAGGAAAAUGAAUUCAAAGACAUGCGGAAGUUUUGGAAGAAACUUGGGGAACUGGGAGUUCUGGGGAUCACAGCUCCUGUGGAAUAUGGUGGAUCUGCUUUGGGGUACCUGGACCACGUGCUGGUGAUGGAGGAGAUCUCCCGUGCGUCAGCAGCUGUUGGGCUCAGUUACGGUGCCCACUCAAACCUCUGUAUCAACCAGCUGGUGCGUAACGGCAACAAGGCCCAGAAGGAGAAGUACUUGCCCAAGCUAAUCAGCGGGGAGCACAUUGGAGCCUUAGCAAUGAGUGAACCCAAUGCUGGAUCUGAUGUUGUGUCCAUGAAGCUGAAGGCAGAUAAGAAAGGAGACUACUUUGUUUUGAAUGGGAACAAGUUUUGGAUCACCAAUGGGCCAGAUGCAGAUGUUCUCAUCGUUUAUGCUAAAACUGAUAUUAAUGCUGUUCCAGCCUCCCGGGGUAUAACAGCAUUCAUUGUGGAGAGGGGAAUGCCAGGCUUCAGCACAGCCCAGAAGCUCGACAAGCUGGGAAUGAGAGGCUCUAAUACCUGUGAGCUCAUCUUUGAAGACUGCAAGAUCCCAGCUGAAAAUGUCCUGGGGGCACUGAGCAAAGGAGUCUACGUUCUGAUGAGUGGAUUGGAUCUGGAGAGGCUCGUGCUGUCUGGUGGGCCAUUGGGGCUCAUGCAAGCUGUCCUUGACCAUGCAAUUCCAUACCUGCAUGAAAGAGAAGCCUUUGGGCAGAAAAUCGGCCACUUCCAGCUCAUGCAGGGCAAGAUGGCUGAUAUGUACACACGCCUGAUGGCCUCUCGGCAGUAUGUCUACAACGUGGCCAAGGCCUGUGACCAGGGCCACUUCAAUGCCAAGGACUGUGCUGGAGUGAUCCUGUUCGCAGCAGAGUGUGCUACGAAGGUGGCUCUGGAUGGGAUUCAGUGCCUGGGGGGGAACGGUUACAUCAAUGACUAUCCCAUGGGACGCUUCCUGCGGGAUGCCAAGCUCUAUGAGAUAGGGGGAGGCACCAGUGAAGUGCGCAGACUGAUCAUUGGUAGGGCUUUUAAUGCCACUUUCAAGUAAGGUCCAGCAGUGGAAAGGCAGCACCCUGACCACCACGAGGCCUUUGACUAUGGAAGCUGCAGCGUGCAACUCUUCUUCUUCCUGCUUAUGAUUCUGGGUUGGCCACUUGUGGACUCUCUUCUGCCUGAUCUGCGAACAGAUGCUGCUGGACUGAGCUCUGACAAAGUGAAUCAGAUGGUAGCAUGGAAGGAAAAGUGUUUUCCCCCUUCUCGUGAUCAUCUUGACUCAUCCUGUUCGUAAGCCAUCCUGUUUCUCAGUGUUUCAGGGCUGAAGUUCAUCCAGGGGACAUACCACAACCGAAGCAGGCUGGUGAGCUCUGUGCCUGAAACCAGAGGCACAGAAAGUCAACCCAAACCCCGCGAAAUGGACAAUGAGGGAACGAUAAUGAGUGCCAUUUAAUAGCUAGUGCUUAGCACACUGCCACUGGGAGGUGAAAUUGCCUAUCGUGACCUUCCAAUGGGAUUAAUAACUUCUAUUUUGGGAGCUUGACGCCAACCACAUCAUGGGGGUGGCUGUCACGAACACUCACUCAUUGAUGCACAAGCAGUGGUUUAGGUGAUGAGCCCUAAAACCUUGUUAAAACACCACAUCUGUUUCUUUCCUACUCCCUUUCCUACCCCGCUGCUGCGGCCGUGCAGCCCCAAGCCCUCACUGCUCUGAUUGACUGCCGCCCGCUGGGUUAUUCAUCCAGAGGUGUCACCAUCCAUCAUUCCGGGAACAGUUAAACCCUCAGACCUGCAUUGUGACACCCGUGAAUGGGGCAGGCAGGAGGAGGUUGACUUUUGGGGUUGGGGUUAUUUGUUAUUUUCCUUUCUGGAGGUUGUUCUUUUGGCAACAGCAAAUGCUCACACUGCACCGCGGGUUGGCUGGAGUCAGAGCGAGUGCGGCCGUGUUUGGGGGUGUUUUCAGUGCAUAGGAAGAGCAGCAAAGUGGAGUUUAGCUAGCUUGAGUAAAGCAAAUGGCACAGCAAAAUGUCAGUGAAUCACAAAGCAAAAUAGGAUGCUGUAAAUAUGACACAACAAUUAAUUAAACAUUUGCCAUGUAGGCAACUUCCCGACAGCUUUAACAAACAUGAGCUUAAAGCUUUGUGUGGUUUUUGGGUUGUAGUUGGGAUCUGUCUGUACUGGGUGACAGCAGAGUCACAGAGGAUUUUAAAGAGCCAUAAAUGGAAGAGAAAUUCACUUUCCUGAAUCACCAGGUACGUCCCCAAGUGUUUAUGGAUGUUCCAGAACUUCAAUGAGAGCUGCUGAAGCCAAUGGUGUUUGUGCCGCUUUCUGAAGCUUCACGCUUACUGAGCCACAGUGGGUGGCUGCCACUCUGGACGUGUCCCAGGAUUGGGUUUUCAGCUUUAAUCUCUGGCUGGAGGUAGCAGAGAGGGGACAGAAGCGGCCUGGCAAGGAAAUCUUAUUGAACCUAAGGAUGCUGUGGAAAUGAGCCUUGAAGCACAAGUGGGGUGCGCUUCACAUGUGAGACACUAAGUGCAUUGCUGUACAUUAAUAUAAGAGUUUAUGUGACCAGGCAUUUAUAUUUUAUCACAGAAUGAUUACAGAUGUCAUCUGUAUGUGCAAGUCACAAAAUCAUUGUGGUUGCUGCACCCCAGUCUAGUGUCCUGUGAAAGACAGCAUCUCCAACCCCA
Molecule: messenger RNA, 2932 nt
Organism: Strigops habroptila (Kakapo)
Lineage: Eukaryota; Metazoa; Chordata; Aves; Psittaciformes; Psittacidae
Gene: IVD
Product: isovaleryl-CoA dehydrogenase
Exons: 12
Coding region: 37-1296 (419 amino acids)
Biological process (GO): L-leucine catabolic process
Cellular component (GO): mitochondrion
Molecular function (GO): flavin adenine dinucleotide binding; 3-methylbutanoyl-CoA dehydrogenase activity
Source: RefSeq, a predicted model, not a curated record